Molecule: messenger RNA, 1326 nt
Organism: Prorocentrum cordatum
Lineage: Eukaryota; Dinophyceae; Prorocentrales; Prorocentraceae
Source: the annotation of a GenBank genome assembly
AUGGAGUGGUCCCCACCCCUUGCUCAUGGCCAUGCGUUGCAUGCGGAUGUUUGGCGCAUCAUUUUUGAUUUGUUUCAGGAGGGCCAGGCGCGGCCCACCUUCCAGUGGAUUGAAGCCCACCGCGAGUGGGAUGGUAUCCUGGACCUGUCCUCGGCCCAAGAAAUUCAGGAUUUCCUUGGUAACCUCUGGGCUGUUUUUUUCGCCAGGCUGGGGUCCGAAGGCCAUGCUGUUGCCAAUACUGUCGUCGAAGCUCAGAAGCAGCAUCUCGCCGACAUCAGGAAAGAUUUCGACUUCCUGAGUCGGUUCGCCCAAUCGAUCGCCUUGCUUUCCACGGACCUCUCGACCCCUGAUGCCCAGACCGUGGGUCGCCCUGUGGCCCGAGCGGUGCUGGUGCGGCAUGAACUGCACCACUUUCCUGCCAAGGGCGAGUGGAGGUGUAAGCAGUGUAACUUGUGGGCUCGAACCCACGAUUCCCUGCUUCAGCUGCGAUCAGGGAGUCGGCGCGUGUGUGAGCCCACUGCUGUGCAGGCCUUCCUGGCCGCUGAAUUCUUCCAAGCCCACGGGGCUAGCGCGGUGCCUGUCAGGUCGGAGGCGGUGCAGGACGCGGUGUCCUUUGCCUGUGAGGUCCUGGGGCCCGCCCCCGUGCCUGCACCUCCUCAGCCUGAGGCGUGCAGUCAUUGGAGAGAGCUAGGCCACGCCGUGUGCGGCUGUGGCGUCAAGGUGAUGCCCAGCCUGCUGACGGAGUGCCAGGAGUACAAGCAGUACUCCGAGACGGUGGGCAAGUGCGAUUGUAGCCUGACCGAGUGCGACGAGAAGGUGCUUACGUCUGGCUAUUCCACGGACUUUGAGUGGAAGGCCUGCCGGCGCAUCCUCGCAGGCAUCGGGCAGCGUGCCAGCGUCUCUGUUGGGCAGCAGCGCGUGACGAGUUUCGCGGUCGAGGGCCUGUCGCCGAUCGACCGGCGAGGUGCCGCCGGUCCCGAGUUCGGGCACGCGAGCCGCAUCAGGGCGAACGCCACCCGCGCGGACACGAGGUUCACGAUCAACGACCAGGUCUUCGUGAACGGCGCGAAGUUCGGGGAGAGCAGCGGCCUGGACAGCCUGGUGGGCUGCCACGAACACGCGGGCACCAGCGAGUUCAAGGUGUGCGGUUGCGGCGUCAAGGUGAUGCCGAGCCUGCUGACGGAGUGCCAGGAGUACAAGCAGUACUCAGAGACGGUUGGCAAGUGCGAUUGUAGUUUGAGUGAGUGCGACGAGAAGGUGCUCACGUCUGGCUACUCGACGGAUUUCGAGUGGAAGGCUAACUCAUUUUUCAUUGCCGCCUGCUGA